AUGGGUGGGCAUUGGGCAAGUCAUGCGAGCAAAAAAAAACACCCAUUUGCAACUAAAUUCAACUCACUGUUGGGGCCGGUGGCCGCCGGACGUAUACCCAUCGGUGGACGUCACGUACAGCAGCCCAUCCAGUUUCACGGCACACAGUGCCGACCUCAGGUGACUCGAUUCGCUCCCAAACGAGUCCACAUCGAUCAAGUCGAAGUAAUCCCUCUCCAGAUAGCACUCGGUCAGAAGUCGAUUCGCCUCCAUGUGCUUCACCACCCAGCUCCUCAUCCCGCCGCCGCCGCCCGAUGCCCUCUCCAAGUUACUGGAGAUGACGCCGCCGUACUCGUGGUUCGCGUCGUUGGCCACCACGAAGUCGGCGCCGGCCUCCGCGAGGUACCGCAUCGAACGGAUCCCGCAGCCGCACAUUGCGUCGAGCACCCUGAGGGAGUUACUGGAUUGCCUGUGGACGGCGGCGGAGAGCACGCCGAGAUCGCGCCCGGUGAAGCUCUCGCGGCGGAAGAAGGUGCUGCCGACGUCGAAGGUGAAGCCACGCUCGGUCUCCGGCGGAGUCUCCGAUUUGCAACAUUUUGUUGCGGGGAUUUGGGGGUAAGGGAGGUGAAGGGAAUUGAGGGUUUAAGGUGGAGCGUUGUGAACAUGGUGGAGAUUUUAUGA
Striga asiatica is the source of this 660-nucleotide messenger RNA. NCBI's taxonomy places the organism in Eukaryota, Viridiplantae, Streptophyta, Magnoliopsida, Lamiales, Orobanchaceae. The record is from the annotation of a GenBank genome assembly.